AUGACCGUCAUCCAGGGUCCGAGUAACGACACCGUCACCCCCAUCCACUCCAAGGGGCGGUACUUCUUCAAGGGAGACCAGCGGUUCCUCAUCAAGGGCGUCGUCUACCGCUUGCACGGCGAGGGGCCUCUUGAUCCCCUCGUUGAUGACCGUCUGGACGACCUCAAGCGAGAUAUUGCUCUUUUCAAGGAACUGGGACUGAACACUCUCUUCAUAUCAGACCACAUUGAUAGCUCAAGGAGUCACAAUGCUGCCAUGCAACUCCUAGCAGAGGCUGGCAUAUAUGUUCUUAUUAGCCUUCCAACAUCAUCAUGCACGAGCGACGACUCGGGCACCACCACAACGUUCCGUCCAUACAACUCACAAUUGCUCGAGGACUGUUUCGCAACAAUAGACUCAAUGGCGCAAUACCCAAACACGCUUGGCAUCAUCGUCGCCAAUGGUGCGAUGAGCACGAUCUACUCGACCUCUCUAGCACCAAUGAUCAAGACAGUGAUUCGGGACGUUAAGAAGUACAUGGCCACAGCGACGGAGAUAACCGGCCAACGACAACUUCCCAUUGGGUACAGUGCAUCAACAGGCAGGCUGAUCCUAAGGACAACCUUUGAUUACUUUACGGCCGGGAAGGAAGACGAGACGGUGGACUUCUUCUGCUAUGCGAACUUCAACUGGUGCGGCCAGUCAACCCUGCACAUCUCGGGCUACAAGCAGGAGCUCAAGACCUUCGACAACGCACACAUCCCCGUCUUCUUCUCCCAGUACGGCUGCAACCUGGGCGCGUGCGGCAAGCGCAUCUUCCAGGAGACGUCGGCCAUCUACUCGUCAGCCAUGACGCGUGUGUUCUCCGGCGGCAUCGCUUACGAGUUCUAUGACUCGCCAGACAUCAGGUCGGGCCUGUGGGGGUACGGGCUUGUGAGGCAGGAGGACGCGGGCAUCACCAAGCUUCCCGACUUCGACAGCCUGAGGCAGAGGCUCGAGAACUGCCAGGACGAGAGUGUCCUGGAAGAGGAGAUGGAGGGAGGGAACUUCAAAUCGUUUUCGGGGGAUAUCCCACCCCUCUCACCGCAUUGGAAGGCAGGUCACCCCUUGCCCUACAGCAUGGCAGAUUGGAGCGAGGUAAGACAGAGUCUCGAGGACAAGGUGUGGAUGGAGGUUGAAGUUGAAGAGCUGACCACGAAGGAUUUCCAGUUGAGCCAUCAGCCAAAGUUUAUCAGGGCAUAG
Messenger RNA from Diaporthe citri, 1221 nucleotides. RefSeq lists its product as uncharacterized. Bases 1 to 1221 code for a protein of 406 amino acids. The transcript has 5 exons. The record is from RefSeq and is a predicted model, not a curated record. Gene Ontology annotation, cellular component: cytoplasm; fungal-type cell wall. Gene Ontology annotation, molecular function: 1,3-beta-glucanosyltransferase activity. Gene Ontology annotation, biological process: fungal-type cell wall (1->3)-beta-D-glucan biosynthetic process. Lineage: Eukaryota; Fungi; Ascomycota; Sordariomycetes; Diaporthales; Diaporthaceae.